AGCAGCUAAGACAGUGAUGAAGAUUUCAAGGGACCGUGUCCUGGCACUGCUGCCACUGCUGAUCCUAGCCUUGCUUGGUUCCUGCCAGGCCCAGAGCACCUGCACCGGACCUUCGGCCAUCCCUGGCAUCCCAGGCAUCCCUGGAAUACCUGGCACCGACGGCAAACCUGGAACCCCAGGGAUAAAGGGAGAUCAAGGGUUGCCAGGAUUAGCUGGAGACCAUGGAGAACUUGGAGAGAAGGGGGAUGUAGGAAAUCCAGGAAAUCCAGGAAAAGUUGGUCCCAAGGGCCCCGUUGGCCCCAAAGGUUCCCCAGGGCCCCCUGGACCCUUUGGCCUUAAGGGUGAAUCCGGAGACUACAAGGCCACUCAGAAAAUCGCCUUCUCGGCCAAGCGAACCAUCAACAGCAUUCUGCGUAAGGACCAGGUCAUCCGCUUCGACCAGAUGAUCACCAACGAGAAUGCCAACUAUGAACCCCGCAGUGGCAAGUUUACCUGCACUGUGCCCGGCCUCUACUACUUCACUUACCAUGCCAGCUCACGGGGGAACCUGUGUGUGAACCUUCUCCACGGUAUCAAUCCCAUGAAGAAAGUGGUCACUUUCUGUGACUAUGUCCAAAGCUCCUUCCAGGUCACCACGGGGGGCGUGGUCCUCAAGCUGGGCCUCCGGGAGCAGGUGUAUCUGCAAGCCACCGAGAAAAAUUCCCUAGUGGCCAUGGAGGGGGCCAACAGUGUCUUCUCUGGCUUUCUUCUCUUCCCGGAUGCAGAUGCAUGACCCACGGGGCCCAUUCAAUCCACAAUGCUCACUUCCGCCCUCCAAGUAGACCCCAUUGCCUUCCCCCCAAAGCCUGUAGAGGGGCUCCUGAUGAAUAGCUGAAUGGAUGAGGAAAUAAACUCUUGAAGGUCAAGGA
Suncus etruscus (white-toothed pygmy shrew) is the source of this 908-nucleotide messenger RNA. RefSeq names its product complement C1q B chain (gene C1QB). The transcript is spliced from 2 exons. The record is from RefSeq and is a predicted model, not a curated record. Gene Ontology annotation, molecular function: protein binding. The coding region runs from base 17 to 772 and encodes 251 amino acids. NCBI's taxonomy places the organism in Eukaryota, Metazoa, Chordata, Mammalia, Eulipotyphla, Soricidae.